AUUAUUUCUACUUAUAUGUGAUUAACAUUAUAUACAGAUCAUGUCUGGUCAGACUACAUUAAUAAACUAUUGUAAGAAGAAUUUAAAAAAAAAAACAAAAAAAUAUUCUUCUUUAUGAACCAUGUAAACAGGUUUUGUAGAUAAAGUUAGUUAAAGAAGAGAAUAAUUCGUCUGUGACAAAAGGAAUUGAUAAAAGUAAGUCUCUGUCAGUCUGCAAGAGAUCCUUGCUUGAGAACUUUCAAUAUAACGACAAAUUAUGUACAAUAAAUUUCUAGUAUCUAAUUAAGUGUUUUAAGACAUUCCUAAUACAUAUAUAAUUUUUUUCAUAAUUACUUUUGGCAAGAAAGUUUUGAUAUACCAAACUAAUUUAUAGUUAAAACUUAUUUUUUAAGAAAAUCGGGGAAAAUAUGUGUGAAAACAUGAAAAGUAUUCAAAAUUUGCGCUUUUGGCUUACAAUAUAUUUAAUCAUUGUGCCAUUCACUUUUUUCGCUGAAGGUCAAUUAGGUAAAUGCCCUCAUCGGUCUUAUUUAUUAACGUGAAUUCACACAAGAAUGUGAAAAGAGCAGUGGUAAAAUUUUAUUUUAUUUUCUUUUACACGAUACAACUUCUAGACGUCACUAACGGGAAGAGAAUAAGUCAGAGAAAAUGCGAAGAAUUUUCAAAGUACGCCACAGAAGAGAGUUAUUUUACACCGCUUCUAUUGGAUGGUCCAACUUUUUCUAUUGAAGUAUCAGAGUGUAAAUACGAUACACCUUUAAUUGUGGGCGGGGAAGAAGCACAAUUGGCUGAGUUUCCUCAUAUGGCUGCAAUUGGAUGGAACAGUACUGGAAAUAAUGAAAUUGAGUGGGGCUGUGGAGGUGUCUUGAUAUCAGAAGAAUUUGUACUAACAGCAGCUCAUUGCAGUCUCAAGCAUAUCCCAGAAUACGUAAGACUUGGUGAUCAUGAUCUCAUCAAAGUAGAUGAAGGAGCACAACCGCAACAAUUUAAAAUUCGUGAAAUUAUGAGGCAUCCGGAAUUUCACGUGCCAAUAAAAUACAAUGAUAUUGCCUUGAUACGACUAGAGGGGAGAGCUAAACUGGGUAAAUUUGUGAGACCAGCGUGCCUGUGGCAAAGUCCAAGUAUCAACUAUACCCAAGCUAUUGCAACUGGAUGGGGUCAAAUUGAGUAUUCAGGACCUAGAUCGGAUUUUCUCCUCAAAGUUUCCCUCAAUAUUACUUCGAAUGAAUUGUGUAAUCAACAGUACGAGAUUACUCGUGCUCUACCCAAAGGCAUUGCUGAAACACAACUUUGUGCUGGAUUCGACAACAAAGGCAAGGAUACCUGCCAGGGUGAUUCUGGAGGACCGAUUCAGGUGGUUACACCUGACAACACCUGCAUUUUCCACAUAUUGGGAAUAGUUUCAACAGGGAAAUUCUGCGGAAGUGCUAAUACCCCAGGAAUUUAUACAAGAAUCUCAUCAUAUUUGAACUGGAUAGAGUCAAUCGUGUGGCCUUAACUGCCACAGCCAUAAUGUCACGGUUAAAUGAUGCUUACAAAAUAUUAUAAAAUAUACUUCAGGCAAAAAAAAUCAUUGACAUCACAUCAUAAUUAUCAUAUAAAGAAACUUUUUUUCUCUUUUUUUUUUCCUUUUAUGCAUAGAAUUUUACGGCAUGCAAUUUUUA
Lutzomyia longipalpis is the source of this 1661-nucleotide messenger RNA. Its product is annotated as serine protease snake-like. NCBI's taxonomy places the organism in Eukaryota, Metazoa, Arthropoda, Insecta, Diptera, Psychodidae. The record is from RefSeq and is a predicted model, not a curated record. The coding region runs from base 509 to 1495 and encodes 328 amino acids. Gene Ontology annotation, molecular function: serine-type endopeptidase activity. Gene Ontology annotation, biological process: proteolysis. The transcript is spliced from 3 exons.